GGUUCUUGUGGGCGGUGAACUCUCUCAAGAUAUCAGAUUCAUCUUCGUCAAAGAGCUUCAGACGGCUGCUGUAUUCGCGUGCUCUUACACAAGAUUGCCCCUUCAUUCUAAGUUGUGAAACAGCAUUCCUCAUCCAGCACCUCCAUUCACAAUGCCGCCUCGCAUUCUUGCACCUCAGCUGGAGUCCAGCGCGCCUUUAGCUGCCUCCUGCUUCACACUCGGCCCUGCAAUCUGGUGGAUUGCCGAAUAUUGGGCUUCGCGUGGCUACUAUCCAUCGUAUAGCUACAUCGGCAACUUCACAAGCGAUCUGGCUGUUCCAUAUCCCUUUGCAGAGCGACCCCAUGGCCGCAAAGUCAAUUCAACCCGCGCGUCUUUCAUGAAAUAUGCUUUCUACGCCAAAGCAAUCAUUUUCGCCGUGGGAAAUCUCGCGUUUUUGCGUGCCACGACUCCCAGCGAAAAGACUGGCAGCGCAUUGGUGAUCGGCCGCGGCGUCGCUGCGUUAACGUACUCGGCGGGUAUGUUAAUGUUCGCAACUGUCCCCGGAGGUCCUCGCGAGCACGAGGACAAGUCCGUAUUCUGGCACUCGAUCGGCGGAGCGAUGAGCAUGAUCGGUGGUAACCUGAGCUCCAUUCUGCUUGCACGAGCGGAAACCGACCCCAACCUGCGACGAUAUUUCACAAUUGUUGGCUCAAGUGGUCUUUUCAACAUCAUCAUCUUCAUCCUGAAUGGACGGACCAAGGUGAAGGGAUUGUGGCAGCGAGGCACAAUCUACACGGUGCAAGCCUUCGAAAUUGCCACCGCCUGCUUGUUAUGGUCUCAGAUCGCUCAAGCCAAGCGGUAGAAUGGUCUGAAGCGGAUCUGAAUUGACCCUGGUCUUGUAUGUUCGAUCUCGCUCCAAAUAAGGAUUUCUUUCUCCAAGUCGUUUACCACAAACUCGCGGUGGGUAGACCGUCGGUCCCGUUGUCACAACGUCCCCAUACCGGGCCGGUGGGUGCAUCGUAAUAACAUGCCGAGUUGGCAGUCGCAAAAUCCCGAAGUGCGUCCCAAUCACGACACUGUCGAG
Molecule: messenger RNA, 1063 nt
Organism: Dissoconium aciculare CBS 342.82
Lineage: Eukaryota; Fungi; Ascomycota; Dothideomycetes; Mycosphaerellales; Dissoconiaceae
Exons: 1
Coding region: 152-841 (229 amino acids)
Source: RefSeq, a predicted model, not a curated record